Molecule: messenger RNA, 4650 nt
Organism: Cydia fagiglandana
Lineage: Eukaryota; Metazoa; Arthropoda; Insecta; Lepidoptera; Tortricidae
Exons: 8
Coding region: 244-1686 (480 amino acids)
Molecular function (GO): carbohydrate binding
Source: RefSeq, a predicted model, not a curated record
AGGCGAAGGGGUGAGCCCGUCAGCCGAGUCAGUCGCUCGGCCGGCGGCGUAGUGGCCACACGUUCUCCCAAUCUAAACGGGUUCCACGCGCUUGACAGCCCACGUGGCUUGACAUGUGCUAUCAUGUUUUGAUUCCCUCGCGUGUUUACGUUUGAAUCUUCGAUGGGAGUAACUUUAGCUUGAAAAGUGGCCGGUUUUAUUUAACUUUAACAGUGUUUUGGGAACUUUAGUGAACUUUUGAGGAUGUACGCGUUUGCGAUUAUCGCCGCGUUCCUGAUAUUGCCGGGGCCAUCAAGUAUCUACUCGGAUAAUUUAGGUUCGCUGGCUAGCACGCUCAAAGAUAUGCAUCGCACAGCGUGCGACGACGAGCUGGUGUCUCUAUCAUGCCCCACGGGCACCGUCGUCAACGUCCAAGCGGCGACGUACGGGAACGGCACACGCACGUGCGAGAACGCCAAGCCGGGACAGCAGACGAACGAUGGCUGCUUGUGGCCUAAUUCUAUGCAGUACUCCCUGUUACAAACAGUAGUGGAGGCGUGUCAGAAGAAGAAAAACUGUCAAUUUAGCACAGCGUUAAUGGCGGGGGCCCCUGAUCCGUGCCCUAUGGCCAGGAAGUUCGUACGAGUUGCGUACAAAUGUCGACCGUAUGAGUUCCGGAGCAUCGUGGCCUGCGAGGACCAGACCCUGACCCUGGGCUGCAACCCAUACUCGCGGAUAGCCGUGUACGAUGCAGAGUUUGGACGCACCCUCUUUUCCACGGAAUGCUCGCAGAAAGGAAUGCCUGACGAGAAUUGCAAGGCGCUAAUAGCAGGCAGCAAAGUGAUGCAAAGUUGCCACGGGAAGAGGAGGUGCGAGGUGCUGGCUUCUAGAACAAUCUUCGGGAAUCCAUGCAACCGCACCAGCAGGAUGUACCUCAAAGUUGUAUUUGCUUGUGUGCCCCUGGGCGUUCUCACAGAGCAGUAUGAGUCCGCUCGAGAGGCGGACGAGACCGUGAAUGGGGUUAUGAACUCAGCAGCUUCCGAGUUAUACGACAAUACAGUGAACUCAGAAAAAUGGAAUGAGGUAAAUGCGACUCCUAUGGUGAACCCGGCUGUUCAGCCGCCGUGGGUCAUCAGCACGCCGGCUACUACAACUAUUGAUCCAGUUGCUACAAUACAUGAAGUGGCUUCGAUAGACAAUACAGGGUCACCGUCAACACGGAAUAUCACAAUUUAUGUUGGCGUAAGCGUUCUAAUAUUCAUCAUCUUUAUUGUACUGCUCAUCGCAGUACGCUGCUAUAUUAUAAGAAAACAUACGAGAAACUCCAAAAACGGCGAUAUGUUCAUAGCCGAAGCACCCAACGUGUUCAACGAUGCUGUCUCAGACAUCGACAAUGACAUUGAUGUCACGCACAUGUCAGGCACUUUCUAUGACCCCGUACAUCCGGACAUGAUAUUAUAUAGGGACGUGCCUGGCAGUAAAGGGACGUUACGCGCUAUGAGACCCUUAUCAACCAUAUACCCCUGUGCCGGCGCCAGCAUGUACGGUAAUUUAGAUUACGUCCCUCCGCAGUACAGAGAAGUUGCGGCUGGGAGGCUCAGUAGAGAAGCAAGUAGGGAAAAGGAAGAUGUAGAAAUGGAUCACGAGGUAGUAGUUAGUCCAAAAAGUUUGAAUAGGUUUUCGAAUUCUCAAUAUUAUUACGGCUGACGACGUGAUGAUAGGACCGCCGAUGAUGAGACUAGGACUUACUGUUUUUAGGGACGUUGUAAAUGUAUUGUCACAGUCAUAAUUUAUAAUUAUAUAAUAGGUUUUUUAUGGUAAUUGUUUUAAUGUUGCACCAAAUUGCAUUGCAUUAAAUGAAAUUGUAAUUUCUAGCGAUGAUCUCAUGUGUACCGAAAACAAUUUUUACACGAAUUUCUCUGUUUAGAAGAAAUAAAGUAUUUAUGACUCAUCUGUCUUAGUAUAUUUCGGAUAAAAUAAUCGUGAUAAUACUAUGAGAUCUCAAACUAAUGAUGAGAGCACUUAAAUUAAAAUUUGUUUAUAUGUAAAAUAAUCGGUAGGUAUCUUAAACAUGUAUUAUAGAAAACAAUUUUAUUCUGGUCACACAUUUUAUUAAAUACUUAUUAUAGUAGAACUUAUUAGGUUUACGCUGGCCAAACACUGUUUUCUUUAAUAUUAUUGUAAUGUUUACCUACACCUCUAUAUAUUUAGGUGCCCAUUUCUGCACAUGUGGUAACACUUACGCUCAGUUGUGUUUCCGCACAGGUACCUAAGCGUUAGGUAUACUAAAUUGUAAAACUAUUAAACUUGCUCAACUGAUGUGACCACGAUAUCUUUUGAUAAAAUUUACGUAAGAUGUCAGUACCUGAAUCUGAAUAGGCCAAUGAAAUGAAUCAAUGAAUUAAUAAACGGUCGUGUAUGUAUAAUUGUAUAUUACACAAGUAAACGAAUACCAAAGCUAUUAGAACACGUGUAAAGUUUAAGAAAUACUGCCGGCCUAGCCAAGGUUACAGUCGCUAUCGCUUCGACAACGAAAAGCAUUAUGUCUCUCUAUCACUCUUCCAUAUUAGUGUGACAGUGACAGUUGCGUUUCUAUCGCUACGGAGCGUAAGCGAUUGGCAUUUUGGCUACGCGGCCAGGGCUCAGAACCGGUAUAUUUUAAUAUGUAAGUACCUACUUGACAAUAUCGUUCCAAAAUUAUUUUAUAAUUUCGAUCAUUAAAAAAAAAAUGAUAAAAAAAUGUAACGUAAACUAAAACAUUUCUGAUCGUUAAAAUAGGGAACGAAAUUUUAGUACUAAUCUCUUUCAAAUAUUGAAACAAAAACGCUUGGUCACUUCAACGGCUUAUGCAUAAACGAAGUUAAAGCAACUGUGAUGACACAACUUCGAAUUUUAAUUUAUCACUGUUUGGCUGGCACCCUCAUUUAAUAGCUUAUCGGGUUUCCCAAAUAAAACAAAAGGGUGCAUUGCAUUGUUUUUGCAUUUUCCGAUGUCUCCAUUCAAUGUUUUCCAUUGUAAAAACUUAUACAAUGGACCGUCCGAAAUAUUAUGUUGGUUUUUGGGGGACUUUAAAAAGAACAAAUCAUCGACGACGGAUAAAAAUAAAGUAUUAUCUGUAUCAGCCUCAUAAAAACAUAGAUUAAUGUAGGUACCUAUUUUAUUAUAUAAACAUAUUAGACUUAGGGCCAGUUGCACCAACCACAUUUGACAGACUGAUCAACGUCAGCCGGCGCGCCCCGGCGCCUUACUAUGAAACUUUCCAUACAUAAAAAUUUAGCGAACUCUUUAACGAUACGAACAGUUUGGUGCAACCGACCCUUAUAGUCAAAUCAAUUGUUACGGAAAAAAUAAAAAACAGUUAAACAGUUAUUCAUAUUAUCCACAGCAAAGACUGUGUAUUAGGUACGUAUUAAAUACGAAAAAUAUCUACUUAUUAUAAACGAUAUCUUACGUGAUUAAAUAAGCUAGAUUUUUAUUUAUUUAUCCCUGUAAAUGAAACAAAUCUAUAGCUUUUAUUUUACCAACUUCUCGCCGUAAAUAUAUAUAUAUAUAUAUAUGUCCAUGUCAUAUUUCAGCUUUCUAACCUAAGGGUCAGUGAACUAACUAAGCCGCGGAUGUACAGACGGACAUGGCGAAACUAUAAGGGUUCCUUAGUUAUGUACGAAACCCUAAAAACCGGAUCGGUGUAAGUAGUAAAAAAGUUUCGUAUUUGUUUCCGGCAGAUUUGUACUGUUAUUAUUAAGCUUUAUCAUGAAUAAUUGCAUCUCCUUCUGUUUUUACAUCUCUCACGUAUUGCACUGUAGAUGUACUUUAAAAACCGGAUAAGUGCGAGUCGGAAUUGCCCACCGAGGGUUCCGUGCAAAUUUAACGAUUUUUUUAUUUUAUUUGUAUGUAUUUUUUUUAUUAGUGUAAGACGUUACUUGCCAAACUUCAUAGUUCUAGAUUAGAAAUAUUUCAACUCGAUACCUCCGGACAGACAGAUGGAUGGACGGACGGACAACAAAGUGAUCUUAUAAGGUUUCCGUUUUUCCUUUUGAGGUACGGAACCCUAAAAAUUGGGCGGACCCUAGAUUUCUAGUCCCGGGACUUAACUUAGAUAACCGCUGUGUAAGUAGCUUCUGCCUCGACUGGCUAAGCGCUUUAAAAUUUACUUUGUACGAUUAAGUAUUGUAAACUUAAACUUUGACUGCAGCUGACACUGCCGCAACAAAAGGCAAAGUCAGUACUAGUAAACGUUUCCUAACGCCUGCUUACACCUACAGUACCUACUGUAACGCAUCCCUUUAUCCUAUAGGUACCUACCUAUUUAUUAUUUAUUUUUAGUAUACGUACAUAUCUCGCUUGCGCUUAAAUGUUAGUGUGCUAAAUGAGCUGAAUUUGAAUGCUGCUCCCUAAUAGCAAUAACGCUAUCGAAUUAUCUAUCCAAUAUGUUUAUAAUUUAAUCAAAAUCAAAGUUACUUUUAAAGGUGUUUAUCGUGAAAACAUGGAAUAAAAAUUACUCUCUAGUGGCUCUUUACUACACUUUUCAUAAAUAUUCUAGCUAUAUAUUCCGGUAAAGUUUCAAACAACGAGCGAUGGCGAUAAACGCUUUUUCGUAAUUGAAAAUACUUGUUACAUAUCUGUGUAAAGGUGUACAAUUUUGUAUUACUUUUUUAUUAAAAAGGUAUGAAA